AUGUUCAAAGCCCUCAUGGGCGGGGGCCGGUCCGAUACCCGAAGUGUGACCAGCUCCAGUUCGAAAAGCCGCCGCAGAGCCGAUUCCAGCAAAUCAUCACAUAGCCGCAAAUCCUCACGGGGUGACGACCGUGAUCGCGGCUUAGAUGAUUCGCCUUACCCCCCAUCGGCCUCGGGCAGCAGGCGUGGCCCGUCUAGUGUUGCUGGCGACUCUGUCGCAUCAACCUACAUGACCGCCGAGCCAGAACCCAUUGGCAGUCCAGAUGCUAUGAUCAUUGAACGAACACCAAAGCGGAGAGAUAGCGAUCGGGAGAGUAAGAGCUCUCGUCGCCGUGCUCGCGACCGGUCAGAAAGUCGAGAGCGCGAUAAAGGGAAGAGCCGUCGCCGUGUUGGAGAUGAGGUAGAUGAUGUGGAUGAGCGCGACCGUCGUGAGCGCCGGCGCACACAGCCUGGGGAACCUUAUGUUCCGCCAAUCUCUACAUCUAUGCCACCUAGCGUACCGGCUGCGCAAUUUCCAAUCGACAUGGGUGCUCCGGGAUUCUCGCAAUUCCCUGGUCAGUUCAACCAGCCUACCUUUGGCUCGCCCCAUCAUGAUACCUCACCUCAUCAUGGUGCCUCGCCAGCUCUGUAUGACCCGCAUGUUCAGCAGCAAUUCCCGGGCCAGUUCCCAACCACGACAGCAGAACCAUACUAUCCCCCAAACAAUCCCGCCGGCGCUGCGGCAGACUACUACGGUGACCAAGGUCAAUCUGUUGGUGAGCAGCCAGGAGUCCGGCCUCAUAAGCCAGCGGUUAUUCCUAAUAGUCAGGUGCAUCUGAUGACCGCCUCGCCAUCAGCCAAUCCUCCUCCGGAGCCCAGUAGUCUUGGUGAGGUUGGGGCCGCGGCAGCUUAUUUCGACAAUGACUUCCAGGUCCCCGAAGAACUGGUCAACCCCACGUCUUCUAAGCCCCCUAAGCCCGGCAAAAUUAAUUUUAAGCCCACAAAGCCAUCAAAGCCUAGCCAGUCUUCCUCGUCAAGCGCUGUACCUGCAAUUGCAGCUGGAGUAGCUGCGUAUGGACUAAGCAGUGCCAUGUCAUCACAUCACAGUGAAUCUCACGAAACGGCUGUCCAUCAAUCCACCUCGUACUCGCAGCCGGCUAUCCAUCAAUCUAACUCGUAUGCGCAGCCAGCUGCCCCAAUUGCCAGCAUUCCAAGCGCUAGCAAGCCUCCUCAAUCGCAUGGCAUUGGUACUGGCGUUGGCGUCGCAGCUGCAGGCGCUGCCGCAGGAUACAUGCUUGGCCAUCAACAUCAUUCGAGCCCCGAAAAUGCCUCACAAUAUACGUUCCAACACUAUGAGCAACCUCCCUCAGCUGGUCUGCCCCCUCAUGGCUCUGGUCCCCACAAUGCGGUCGUUCCCGGAGGUCCUGAAGGGUACCCUAUGCAAAAUCCUGGCUUUUAUCCCCAUGGAACUGGUGCUCUUGCUAUGCGGCAUCGCCCCAAAGGCCCUAUGUCAAAGUUCGCGGACUUUUGGAGGGACCCCGAAGGUGUCGGCAGAUUUGAAGACUACACUGAGUCCAUUGGUGUUUGCAAGUACUGCUUCGAACCUGGAUCAACCUGUCUUGAUGCUCCUCGCAAGCACCAUUAUAACAGGCGCCGGCACUCUUCUGAUCGCUACAGUAGUGGUAGUGCUUCUCGCGUAAGCAAACUCAGUCGAUACCAAUCCUCGGAAGAUGAAAGCCGUCGACACAAGAAGUCACGCCGGUCAAAUAAGUCUACUUCCUGGCUUCCGGCACUGGGUCUCUUUGCUGGCAAAGAAUUCAAAGACUCCUACAGUGUUCGUCCUGGUCGAGGUGCCGAUGACCGUGUUUCGUCUUAUGAUGCUGAAACCACCUCGCUUUCCGACCGCAGGAGUUAUACAUCUCGAGGCGUGAUUCGUCGACCUGGCUCUCCGAGAGAGCACUACGCCGAAUCGAAGUAUUCUCGUCAAACACGCUCACGAUCACGGUCCUCGUCGCCAUCUCGUCAUUCAUUCGUGAAAGAGGCAGCGCUGGGAGCUGCAAUCGGUGGUGCUGCGCUGGCUGUUGCGAAAUCAAACCAGCGAUCCCGCAGCCGCUCACCUUCUCGAGUGGAACGACGAAAGGAGUCAUCAUCUAGCUCAUCUUUUCUUGAUGUCUCUCGAUCUUCCCCCAAAUCUAGGGGCGGUUUUACUUCAUUCUUUACUGCGUCAUCUGAGAACCGUAAGAAGCAAAAGAAGCAGAAGAAGCGGACCAAGCGCAAAGGAUUUUUCUCUUUCAACAGCUCGUCAUCAUCAUCGCUUGAUGCGGAUCUCGCUUUUGGAAGCGGCUUUGCAAAGAAGUCCAAGUCUAAGUCCAAGAAGGAAGAGAAGAAGGAAGAUGUGGAUGCAGCGCUCCUGGGACUGGGCGCAACAGCCACCGCUCUUGCUGCUUCAGCCCAUGGUCGUAGCCGCACCACUGGCCAGAUUCUUACCGCCAGGGAGGCUCGAUCCCGUCAUUCCAAUAAUAUGUCGUCGGCCAAUGAGGACGAGGAGUGGAUUGAUGAGUCGGACGACCAAUCUUCUGACAGUGUUCCAUCCGCACUAGCAUUUGGAGGUAGCAGUGCUGAUUCCGGAUCAGACUCGAGUCGUGGCGGAUGGGGUUUCUUUGGUUUCAACAAAAAGAAGAAGAGUAAGAAGGAAAAGUCCUCUAUUGGAAAUGCUGCCGCAGCAGGUGCCGUUGCUCUCGGAGGUGCUGCUAUAGCUUCUGUUGCUCGCCACCGUGGCAGCGGUGUCUCAAACAGCUCUGGAAGCCUGCAACAGCUUUAUCCUACUGCCACCUCCGACUUUGAUCGAUUUGACGCAACGAGGAUGUCUCCGUCAGGCGAGCCACCCCUGGUGCGUCCUGGUCCUAUUCCUUUACAGCAACCUCAACCUUUCACACCUGUUUCCCAAGCCGUCUACACUACCCAAGGAGGCCAACCAGGAUCAAUCCCUGCAUAUACCCCUGAAGUGCCUCUCGCAAUCGCAAGUAUCCCUCCAUACGCCCAGCAGUUCCAAGGCUCCCGAGACCCAGCGUUUGGGCCCGAGGACCGCCAAUCCGAUCGACGGAAGCAUCGCCGUAGUGACUCCACUCCUGUUUUCCCAAUUCAAGACCCUCUUAUCUCAGGCCCAAAGCGUCGAUCUACUACUAGGGAGUCGGCCUCUGUGUCUUUUGAUUUGACCGAAAAACAAGAGGAACAGCAACGUCGCCGCGAAAGAUACCCAGAAGAUCUCCCGUACCAGCCUGUGCAGUUGAUUGACCUCGAAGAGAAAGCUAAGCAAGAGGAAGCACAGCGGGAGUUCGAACGUCAAGAGCGGCGUCGCAGAGACCAAGAGGACGAAGAUCGUCGCCGCAGACAGCAAGAGGAUGACGAUCGACGUCGCAGACAGCAAGAGGAUGAUGAUCGCCGCCGCAGACAGCAAGAGGAUGACGAUCGCCGUCGCCACCUAGACCAAGAGGAAGACCGCAUCCGCAGACAACAAGAAGAUGAAGAUCGCCGUCGUGAUGCUCGUAAAGAAACAGACUCAUCUUCCUGGGUUGAGGCAGCUGCUAUCGGUGCUCUAGGUGGUGCGGCUGCCAGUACCCUCAUUUCUCGUAAGAGCGAUAAUACCGCACCAUCUGAAGCCAGCUCAGACCGUUACAGCAAGAGACGGGAACAACGUCGAAAGGAGCGGGAAGAAAGCCGCAUGGAAUCCUCCAUUGUUUCAAGGCCCGAGGUUGUCAUGCCCGUUGAAGAGCCAGCGACAACCGCUGUGUAUGAAGAGGAGCAAGUCAAGACUUCGCCCCGCCACAGUCCCCGCUCUUCCCCUGUCUAUGACAGCUAUGCAGACUUCUACGCUCCCGACUUGCAUGAUAAGUCUCAUCAGGAGGAGCAGACUCAUGAACCUGAAGAUCAGCCCACAAUUGUCGAAGUGGUGCCUGCUAGCGAGCGUGAAAGUGAGAACGAACAAGAAAAGUCCAACAUUCCCAAAGAUGACCGGGUUAAUCUGCACCAGUUCGCACAAGAGCCUUACGAGGGCUAUGCUUCGCUUCCGUUCAGGGUCCCGGAACUUAUCUACACCAAGCCCACUCCUGAGCAAAGUGUCAAUGGAUCUGCAUGCGGUGUUAAUUCCCCAGUUGCUCCUCCUGAAACAUCGGUUGAGCGUGAGCACGAACACGAGCGCCAGGUAGAGCCCGAGCCCGAGCCCGAACCUGCGCCUCAAUCUGAGGCUGUGCCCGUGAUUCAACCUGAGCCUGAACAUCAGCCCGAGCUCGAGCAUGAAAUAGAGCCAGAAUUCAAAUCAACUGAGCGGUCAACAACUGGAUCGCGCGUGUCCUGGGGCCAUGAUAAGACUCACGAAUACGAAGUUCCUUCCUCCUCUGAACACGAUCCGACUGAUUAUGAUAUCUCACCCCUUGAUGAUCAACGAAAGGAGUUCCCCUUGACUACUCCCGGAGAAGAGAAGGAAAAGCGUGAAAGUGACAAAGACUUCGGUACAGACAUUGAGUUCGCUGCCAUCGUUGCCGCUGGAACCAAAGCGGCUGGAUUCGAUCCGUCAGUCGUCCUCAAUGACCCCAAGUACCACACACGUACAUCUCCUCCUGGCUCUGAGGAUGAGGGCGUCUUCUCUCCUCGCUCAAAGUGGGCUGAGAAUGGCCAAUCCCAUGGCUUCGUCGAAGGCGAGGUUGAGAAUGACGAGCUUGACAAGUCCAAGGAUAUCAAAAACUCUUUUGAGUAUGUGGUUGAGGACAAGCCAUCUUAUUCGGAGCCUGAGUACAUCACCAAAGAUGAAGUUCCAUCCCCCGACACUCGCGAAAAGGGUUCAAUCGCCCAACGGGUUAUGGACGAGUUAGAGAGGAAGACUUCACCACCUCGCUACGCUGAAAACGAUGUUUUCUCAAUGCCCGGUGGAUUUGAUAGCCCCGCAGAGCCGCAAGAGCCUCUGUACUCCCACGAUGAUUCUCGAUCCGUUUUUUCUGCCCCCGUUGGAAAAGAUAUCGAUAUGCCCACUAAGGCCAGAAAAUCCCGUCAAAGCGAUGACUUUGAUUUGUCGCGUGAUAUUGCACCCGCCGUCAUUGAAGGUGCUGAAGUCAUCGGUGAUGAGGACAAGAAGAAGCAUCGUAAGCGUCGUUCUAAACGUGACAGCGACACAAUCUCAGUUGAUGCGGAGUCUGUAGUCACGUUGGAUGACGAUGAAAAGUCCGAGCGACGGAGACGGCGCCACCGUUCUUCCCACGAGGACUUGAAUGAUGCGGCUUCUGCAAUUACUGUUGAAGACGAUGACACCAAGUCUGAGCGUCGCCGACGCCGUCACCACUCUUCCCGUGACGACAACGAUGAUGCUGCAUCCACAUUUACCGUCGAAGAUGAAGACGGAAAGUCCGAGCGCCGUAGGCGUUCUCACCGUUCCAGACAUGGCGAUGAUGAUGAUGCACGAUCUACUCGCUCUACCCGAUCUACUGGUGACGAUGAUGCGAAAUCCGAACGCCGUACGCAUAGCCGCCAUUCCUCUCGGGACAGUUUACAUGAUGAUCGGGAUAAGCGCCGGAGCAAGGAUGACAAGGAAAAGUCUGGUAGCAUUUUCCGCAGCCUCUUUGGCUCCAAGGUAUCCGCGCCAGAGGAGCGGCGUAGUUCCUCUCGGUCUUCAUCUCUAGACAAGCGCGUCGCUCGGGAUACCGUUUCCGAGGCUGGGGUUGAUGACGAAAGACGUCGACGCAAGAAGCGUUCUUCAAGCUCUCGACACAGCUCCAGCGGCGACAAGUUGGAUGGGUAUGAUUCGGACAAGGUAAGUGUGAAAGAUGAUGCGAAUUUGGAGGAUUACAGAUCGAAGAGGCAGGAGAAGGAAGAGAAGCGCCGACAGCGUUACGGAGACAUUGUCGACUCGGGGAGACGUCGGGAAUCUGAGAAGGUAUAA
Molecule: messenger RNA, 5907 nt
Organism: Penicillium odoratum
Lineage: Eukaryota; Fungi; Ascomycota; Eurotiomycetes; Eurotiales; Aspergillaceae
Gene: lah
Product: involucrin repeat protein
Exons: 1
Coding region: 1-5907 (1968 amino acids)
Source: RefSeq, a predicted model, not a curated record